GGGACUGGAGGAAACACCAGGCAAGAUGGCUGACUCGCAGCGCUCUGCGCGCCUCGGCGAGGCUCCCGCUCGUCCUCACGCCGUCAAAGACGCGCUCUGCACGGCCACGGGGCUGAAGGGCUCCCCGCCGCCCAAAAAGCUCCGCGCCGAGGAGAGGAGCGCUAAAGCCAAGAGAGUGAGCAGGGACGGCGGUGUGGGAGCCGACGGCAGCGGGGGGGAGAGACUCCCGCAGCCCGCCGCGCUGCACGGAUACCCCGGCUUGUGGCGCCCCAGCACCGGCGGUCAGCCUCCUGGAGCCCCGGCCACAAACCCGCACAAAGUCUUCAAACAGAGCCACUUUUUCCUGCACAAGCCGCCGUCUUCCUCCAAAGCCAGGUGUGGAGAUAAGCAGAGGGAGAAGGGGAAAGUGUGCAGGAAGCACCGGCCGCUGCUGAGCCCCGCAGCCGGGGCUGGAGCCCUCACCGCCGGCUGCAACACCAGCUCCAACACCGGCUCCAACACCAGCUCCAACAACAGAGAAAAUGGAAAUGGAGAGGUCAUGUCGCCACCCAAAGAGCACUCCACCAAGGACAAGGCGAAGGAGAAAGAGAAGAAAAAGUUCAAAGAGCGAGAAAAGGAAAAGGAGAAAAAACACAGAGUGAUGAAUGAGAUCAAGAGGGAGAACGGUGAAGUCAAGCAGCCAAUUAAAGAAGAAAAGGGGAAGGCAAAGAUAAAUUCAGAAGAGCUGCAAAUCAAAAAAGUGAAGAAGAAAAAGAAGAAAAAACACAAAGAAGGGGAGAAGCAGAAGCGAGUGAAGAUGUAUCAUCGCUCCUGUCAAACCCUCUUUGCUGGCCUCCUCCUCUCCCCUUCCUCUUCGUCCACAAACUCUUCUUCCACGUCAGAACUAACAAAUAACUCCUCCCUAUCUCCUUUCAAGUCCCCCCUCCCCGUCUCCCCCCCACCUAACAAUAAAACUACACACCUCACUCUCUCCUCUCCCCCUCUCGCCACCAAGUCCCUAUUUAACUCAUCUCCACACAACUCUCCAUCAUCCACUAAGAUCCCUUUUCUGACAAAACACCACCCAAAGUGCACGUAUCCUGGUAUGGCAGGCCUGGAGUUUGCCUCCUACAUGCAUGUAGAGACCCAGCCGAAUGGAGGCGCCCUGGUGGCUCAUGCCUAUGCAUCCCAGCUCUCCUCUCUAUCAGCGGAUCAGAGGAACAGAUUUGCCCAGGAGUUUAUCACUUUGGCAUUUAGUGAGGACAAGUCCCAGGCAGCUCAUUAUGUCAUGGGAAUUGUUCACGGAGAAGGCAAACACCUACCGGACUUCUUGGAUUACUUCUCAACCAAGUUCCCGUCAGCUCCAGUCAAAAUGGAAAUACUAGGAAAGAAGGACAUAGAAACCACCACUAUGGCUAAUUACUACUCUCAGGUGAAGAGAACUUACUGUCAUGGUACGUACAGAGCUGGAGCAAUGAGACAGAUUAGCCUGGUGGGAGCGGUAGAUGAAGAGGUCGGGGAUUAUUUCCCUGAAUUCCUCAGCCUGCUGGAAGAGUCCCCAUUUCUGAAGAUGACUCUUCCAUGGGGGACCCUCUCAAGUCUGAGACACAUAAGUCCCACCGAGAGUGACGACGGUCCAAUAAUGUGGGUCAGGCCAGGAGAGCAGAUGAUACCUGUAGCUGAUGUACCAAAGUCUCCUUUUAAAAGAAAACGUUCCACCAAUGAGGUAAAGAACCUGCUGCAGUCGCUGCCCAGAACCAGCGAGCCCAGAGAAAUGCUGUUCGAGGACCGGACCCGAGCGCACGCAGAUCACAUCGGACAGGGGUUUGAGCGUGAGACCACGGCAGCCGUGGGGGUGCUGAAGGCCGUCUGCGGAGAAAGCUCAGAGCCUCCUCGCGUAACCAAAGAUGUUGUGUGUUUCCACGCUGCUGAUUUCCCUUAUGUAGUUCAGAGGCUGCAGUUGGACUUAUAUGAACCCCCGCUGUCUCAGUGUGUGCAGUGGGUGGACGAUGCCAAACUCAACCAGCUGCGCCGGGAGGGCAUCCGUUACGCUCGCAUCCGCCUCUGCCACAAUGACAUCUACUUCAUCCCCCGCAAUGUGGUCCACCAGUUUAAGACGGUGUCUUCUGUCUGCAGCCUGGCGUGGCAUAUCCGCCUACAGCAGUACAUCCGCGUCCAGGGAGAGCGAGAGGAGGAGGUGAAGGAAGAGAAGGAGCUCCCCGAGUUGAACGAAAAAGACGCAGGAACUGAGAUUCCUGAGCAGAUGGAGGAAGAGGAGGGGAGAGGACUGAAGGAGAGGGUCAAGGAGGAGAACGAGGAGGUGCAUGUGGAUGUCAAAAGGACGUUGCUAACUGGAGGAAAGGAGGAACGUAAUGAGUUGUCUCGGCCUGCUAUCUCUGUGAACUCAAACAGCAGCAGUGCUGGAGACAAAGAAGAGGUGAAGGAGAGGGCAAAAGAAGCUGGAAGCUCCAAACAGCAGGGUUCUCUAGCGGCCAGGGUAAAACCAGAGCCUCCAGCUUCUGCUCUCUAUAAGAACAAACCCUUGUCACCUCUGGGCCCGCGUCCUCUCACCUCUCCUCACAAGCACACAAAACCCAAAGUCUCAUCCAAACCUCACCAUCACCACUCAGACGGCAGGACAAUGUCUUCCAACAGAAGUUCCUCGUCUUCAGCUGCCAGAUCGUCCCUUACUGGAGCUUUUUCCAAGUCUUCCAUAUCUGUAACAUCUCCAGUUUCAGGAUCUGCUGUCACUUCGUUACACUCUUCCUUUCCAGUCCCUCGUUCAUCUCCUCUUACUUCUCCUCCUCUCAACGAAUGGGCCGCGUCUUCCACCCUCUCCGCCUCCUCUCCAUCCGUGACGAGUCCCAAACCUCCAGCAGACGCCCAGGUGAACAAGCUCCCUGCUUGUCAGCCGCCUCCGUCCCCUCAGCCAGAACACCCCAGAGACUCGGUCCGCCUGACGUCUGAUGUCCCGGCAGACGCACGGACGCACGCGCAGUCGGAGGCUCAGACCUCGCAGGCGUCAGCUGCCGUGGCUGUGCAGACUCACAUCCCCCAGACCGACACACGGACACCAACACUCCCAGAGAGGUGGACUCACGGUUUGGACUCCAGGACUUGUGCAGAUUUGCAGAUGCACCCCCCACACGACGCCGCCAGGCGAGACUUUUACAUGCAGCAGUACUCAACACAGCACCUCCCCCCUCCGCACCUUCCUCACAUGCAUCCUUCCUUUUCCCCUCUAAUGUCACACUCCCAUCUCCCUCACAGACCGCGGGUCCUCCCCCCGAAUCACCUCCCUCCGCAGCCUCAGACUCUGAACUCUUUCCACAGCCAGCCGGGGCCCCCCCCUCCGGCUCACCUGGGCCACCUGCACCCGCAGCACCCGGCAGACGUCAGCUCACAGCCUCAGCCGUACUUCCAGAUGACUCCCUCGUCCCAGCAGAGCUCCCAGUCGCUCCCGCCUCACCUGUCCUACCAGCACCAGUUUGCCAAAACCUUCUUCCCCUCUCAACACCCCAACUUCAGCUCCUUCCUCCCCCCUCAGUCCUUCGUCUCACAGCCCCCCGGUUCUUACCCACAAUACCAGAGCUCAGCCCCGCUGCAGGUCCAGCUCCCCCUGUCACCGUCGUUUCCUCAUCCUCCUCCUCCUCCCUCUUCCUCGCCGCCCGCCCCUCCUCCCCCUCUUCCACCUCCUCCUCUCCCUCAACCUUCCCCUUCGGUUUUUUCCCCUCCACCGAGGCUGGAAGAGGAGCAGAAACAGAUUUUCUAGUGAAUAUUUGUAUAUAACGGUGACGACGUUAAAUGACUGUAUAUGUACAAGGCGUUAUUUUGGCUGUCUUGUAAAACUGUGUUCAAAGGAAGGACGAGGAGUUGGACUAACGUAGCCCAGACCGCUGGACUGAACCGGUUUGGAUUGUAUUGACGCUCUUACUGUGCACAAGUGAUUCAUAUGAAGGAGUUUUUGGUGUUACGGUGUUUAAAGGUGCACCACUUUUAGCUCAAAAGAGACUGAGUCUUACGGUUGGAGUGAGGUCCCUGGUCUCCAAACUGCUGUGUGGUUCUGCUUUUCCUCUUUAGUUUUUAACAGUUUUGUGCCCGAGACUGUUUUUGUAAACAAAGACGGGCCACAUUAAUUAUUGACAUCGUUCAAUACAUGUGUAUUGAUGUAAUAUUACAUACUAUUGUGUAAUAUUUUAUUUCUGCUGUAUUUUAUCAAUACAUCUUCAUCAAUACAGAAUAUGACAGGACUUUUUCCCAGAUAUUGUAUUUAGGAGCAAUAAUGCUCAGCAAUAAUCUGCUGAAUACGAAACCAGAUUCUAUAUAUUGAUAAUUUUUAUGCUGAUUUUAAAGCAGUCGAUGGAAAACAUUAGCGAGUGCAAUUAACAGAUGACUUUUCUAAUCACUUAUGGUGUUACAUUGGCAAGCAAGAAUGUUAUUUCAGAGGAGGCCACAGUAGUAGCCUUCAGUCAGAAGUACUGUUGAAAGUACUGAGGUCGUGUCGUACCUGUUGAACUGGUGUCGCCCUCAGCACCAGUGGCACACCUCUACCUGUCUUUGUUUUUUCUUCUUAAAUUAUGAUUAUUUUCUCUCGGAUGUGUAACCAGAGUUUCUUAAAUUUUUUAGGAAACCAAGCACUUGCUUGGCAGCUAAUAAAAGAAUUUGACCCAGGCAGGGCUGUCGGAGACAGGCCUCCAGAGUCUCAGGAAAACACUUUCAGGACAAAUCCAACAAUACAUUUGUCUCCUUGAGAAUCCUCAGUGCACCGGUUUUACUGGACUGCUGAGAGAUUCGGGUGGUUGCUGCAGUGAGUUGUCAACCAGAAUUUUAGUGAGUGCGCAGUAGGGAUGGGCGGUAUGGACUAAAAAAUGUAUCACGAUAAUUUCUGGCAUUUAUCCCAAUAACUAUAAAAAUGACGAUAAAAAAAAAUACCAAUUCAACUCCACCUUUUUAACUAUGAAUCUAUCUCGCUCUCAGAUCUGCCAUGUUUGUUACACAAAAACGUCAUCAACGGGAAUUUUUCUUUCUUUCUUUCUUUCUUUCUUUCUUUCUUUCUUUCUUUCUUUCUUUCUUUCUUUCUUUCUUUCUUUCUUUCUUUCUUUCUUUCUUUCUUUCCUUCCUUUUUUCCCUUCCUUCCUCCUUUCCUCCUGCUCUUUCCUUCCUUCUUCCCUUCCUCUUUUCUCCCUUCCUUCCUCCUUUCCUUGUUUUCUCCCUUCCUUCUCCCCUUUCCUUCCUUCCUUCCUUCUUUCUUUUUUCCCCUUCCUUCCUUCUUUCCUCCUGCUCUCUCCUUCCUUCUUCCCUUCCUCUUUUCUCCCUUCCUUCUCCCCUUUCCUUGUUUCCUUCCUUCCUUCCUUCCUUCCUUCCUUCCUUCCUUCCUUCCUUCCUUCCAAAAAUCAGCUUUACACAAAAACAUCAUCAACGGGAAUUUAUCGUUUUUACCGCGACAUGACAAAUUCUUAUCGUGAGGAAUUUUUUUGACUGUAUAUCGUGAACGGUAAAAUAUCGCCCAUUCCUAGUGUGCAGCAACUCGCCGUCUCUCAUCAUCUGGAUAGAAGAUGGCAGAACUCAAAGAGCAAUACACACAUGCAGUAGGUCCAGACUUCCCUAGUGUGACUCUUUACAGCACUUUGUAAUCCUUAUAUCAGAUUAUGUGGAGAUACAGUUAUGAUUAGGAAGAUUUUUAAAAAAUGUAUGUUAAUCAUUAACUAUUUUAGUCUCUCAAUGAGGAAAUUUCAGGUUCUUCCAAAACUAAAAGCUCAUUCAGGCCUCGGUAGCUCCGUGCUACGUUUUUGUUUUGUUUUUAACGCCUCAACACAAGCUCUACGACACUUUGGGAACAGAUCUACACCGUUGAGAGCUCAUUCCCAAAGCACUAUUUAUCUACAUACCUGAAGUCCAGUUGCUCUACAGCGUGCAGCAUACUGUCUGUUAACCUUUUAUUUAUCAACCAGGGACUGAAGUGACCUCCUGUAUUUGAAAGUAAAACAAGCUGUUUUCUGAAGGUCCAUCGUAAUGAUGAAGAGCGUACGUUUCUCCACGCGUUGGAGUCGGCUCUUCCGUCUCAGUGCAUGUCCCACUUGUGGAGCUUUGUUAUAGAGAGAAAAUGUUCAUCAUCAGUGUCUUGAUUUUACUUUCAACGAAGCCCUUUUUGCUAAUGUAGCCCAGAACAUUUCCCUAGUGCCUGUCCUUAACUGUGAACUACUAUGUGGUCCAGAGACGCACGCUGCAGGAGUUCUGUCCUUUUCUUUUUUUUCUCUUUUAAAGAGGGGUUGCAGUUUUAAGUUCUCACUGGAAAAUGAGAGCGAAGCCUUAAUUGGUCUCUAAAUCCUGCAAAACCUCCAAAUAUCUGGUUUGAGUCAGGAUGGCUCAGAGGAAUGAUAUCCCGAAAGCAGGGCUGCGUUUUUCUUGGGUAGUCUCACCACAAGCCUGCAAAAUCUUGGAAAAUGAAUGAUAACGCCUUAGGUUUUUUUUAAUUUUUUCUCUGCCUCAAAGGACUACGUUUCAGAGACAGAACUCCUCUCCGUGUGGCUCUGGGGAGAUCGAGGCGAUAAUUAAGGACUUGAUACCAGUUUUAAGGCGCUCUGCAGCUCUUUUUAUGCUUUUGAGUUUUAGAUGUUACAGGAACCUGACAGGAACAUAUGUAUAUGUAUAUAUAAAUAUAUAUAUACAUGUACAUAUUGUACAAAUGUGACAAAGUUAUGUUUGAAAACAAAAAUGUCCUCAGGGGCUAGUGUUGUUUUCACAGAGUUUAUUUAUCUCAACUUGUUUUUUUUUUUCUUCUUUUCAGUUGUUAUUUUUAAAUGUCAGCACUGUAGUGUACAUAAGAAGUUUUGUAAAGAUGGCAAAACUUGUAGUGUGGUUUCUACUUUAAAUAUGAGCCUAGCUAAUAAAAGGUUCAGUGUAUGAAACUGUUGGGUCCAGACUUGAUUCUUAUCGGUGCGGUGGAUAACGUCUGAGCUUUUUAGUCUUUCUUCUUGAAGUCUGGUAAAUUUCAGGUAAAAACAAACAGACACACCUAAUUUACUUUUUGCUUUCCUUUAAAUUUUUCACUGCUGGGGCAAGUUGAUCAUUGAUCUGCGACCUGAUGGACUUGUUUGAGAGGCAGAUGAGGAGGCUCGGGUUCUGGUGAGGAAGCCUCCUGGACGCCUCUCUGGACUGUGACAUUGACCAGAAAGUAGAAAUAUUAGUUUGAACUUUUCAUAUUUCCCCUUUCUUUUACAAAGAUUAUUAUAGUUGGUGUCAUUUAUUAAUGCCACCAAAAUAGAAAGAAAGAAAUACUUUUAAGGGUGGUCUAAACCUGUGUUUUGGUCACUUCUGCAUCCCGUAACUGCAUGCUGCAGGAGUUUUCAGAGGCCAUAUCCAAUCAGACUACGCGGACUCGACGCAGCCUUUUCCCCAUCACUUCUGAACUUUUAAUGCUUCAUCUAACUUCAAAUGUGGGGCAGGAAGUUAAAGCAAAGUUUAAAGUGAGGAAACGACUUUGAAGGCCCUGAUGAGCAGUCUGAGCACACUUCUCCUGGAGGUUGAAUUACCAGACACAGUGCUUGUAUUUAGAAGCAGUACUUCUCUGGUCAAGUUGGGAACCUAUAAGCUCUUCUACUUUUCUUUCUGAAACUUUGAGCUGAUGAUUACUCAGCCUAACAAUCUUGAAGUGGAACAAUAGCUACUCUGAUCCUUUGCUGUAUUACAAUGUACUUUGCAAAUGAUGGAGGUCAAAUCGCUGACCCCAGCCGGAAGCCAAAUUGAUCUCCAUUCCCAUCAUGUGCCAAUGUGUCCCUGGAGAAGAUAACGGAGCCAUGAAGGUUCCAAUCCCAGAUAAAUAAGUUCAAUCAGGCACAGCAUCCAACAUUAAACCAAUGCCUAAUCAAUAUGUGGAAGAUGAUCAUUUUCUCUGGCAACCCCUCACAAGAAAAUGGCUUGUGUGCAUUUAAUUCUGUUGAAUGUUGGUACAAAUGUUUUUUUUGUACUUUUAUUUUAUUCUAAUUUUAUUACAUAAUGCACUGUUAAACAGGUAUGUUUGUGGCCCUGAAAGCAGUCACAUGAUGAUUGACAGCAAAUAAAAGGGCAGAAAAAAAACAAGUU
This is a messenger RNA of Cololabis saira (Pacific saury), 8061 nucleotides long. RefSeq names its product lysine-specific demethylase RSBN1L-like. Lineage: Eukaryota; Metazoa; Chordata; Actinopteri; Beloniformes; Belonidae. The coding region runs from base 26 to 3751 and encodes 1241 amino acids. Gene Ontology annotation, cellular component: nucleus. The record is from RefSeq and is a predicted model, not a curated record. The transcript is spliced from 9 exons.